AAAAUAGCCUUCCUUCGAACAACAAUAUAAAGCACAAGCAAGCGCUGCAAAGACUCCAAACACAUUGAGAAGCAGUUGAAGAAAAAACAACCUUAUUAAAUAAAUAAAAAUCUCCUCUUCUUCUCUCUUGCGAUACAAAUGACAACAUCAAAGAGGCUAGCAGACAGGAAAGUGCAGAAGUUUGAGAAGAACAUCAAAAAGAGGGGUGCAGUGCCUGAGUCGGCCGUAAAGAAAGGAAGUUCUUACCCUAUGGGACCAAUCGCCAUUGGAUUCUUCAUCUUUGUCGUCAUCGGAUCCUCAUUGUUCCAGAUAAUUAGAACAGCCACAAGUGGAGGCAUGGCAUAAGUGAUGAAUUACGCUUUUGACAGUUCCUUGGCUUUGGAAAUGCAAUGCUUUGCUGUUGUCAUGGUUAUGUUCAAGUUUGUGUAAUGUUGGUUAGGAAUACUGUUGUUUUGUGACAAGAGUUUGUAAUGUUUAUUUAAUUAUGUGUUUAAUAUUACAAUUCAGUUACUUCCUAUAUUUUGUGAAUCUGAACAAUGUGAACACUAACGAUCGACUCAAUUAAUACUAGUCUAUUAGUUCC
Daucus carota subsp. sativus is the source of this 583-nucleotide messenger RNA. RefSeq lists its product as uncharacterized. NCBI's taxonomy places the organism in Eukaryota, Viridiplantae, Streptophyta, Magnoliopsida, Apiales, Apiaceae. Gene Ontology annotation, biological process: endoplasmic reticulum unfolded protein response. Gene Ontology annotation, cellular component: endoplasmic reticulum. Bases 139 to 345 code for a protein of 68 amino acids. The transcript has 3 exons. The record is from RefSeq and is a predicted model, not a curated record.